This is a messenger RNA of Sander lucioperca (pikeperch), 4957 nucleotides long. RefSeq names its product neurofascin homolog (chicken) b (gene nfascb). The transcript is spliced from 29 exons. Bases 484 to 4089 code for a protein of 1201 amino acids. Gene Ontology annotation, biological process: cell-cell adhesion; axon guidance. Gene Ontology annotation, cellular component: plasma membrane; axon. The record is from RefSeq and is a predicted model, not a curated record. Gene Ontology annotation, molecular function: protein binding. NCBI's taxonomy places the organism in Eukaryota, Metazoa, Chordata, Actinopteri, Perciformes, Percidae.
CACAAUAGACUGACUUUGUUCCAUACAGAAACGCUUUGUGUGAGAGAGAGUGUGCGUUCGUGCCAGCCAGAGUGAAGAUACAAGGCUCUCAGGCCCCAUUUGCCAGGCGUGUGACCCAGGCUCGGGACAGCCGUCCUGACGGGCCACAUGAGCCUCUGUUAUCUCGCCUGCCACCUGCUUUAAGCUGAUGGAGUGACACAUAACACAAAAGCCAGAUGCUGCUGGGAAAGGUGAAGCUCACUGUGAAGAUGAGAAGAAAGUAGGAGUCUGCUGUCACUGCAACAAGGAGAAAAGGGGACCCAGAAGCAGAGAAAACACUUUAACUACAUUCAAAGGGUUCUUGACCUGAUAUUUGAAGGACUGAGGCUUUAAUUGGUAUACUGCACAAACAAGAAUAAUUUCGGGUGAGAAAAGUCAUUGGAAUUAUCGAUGCAUUGGGGAAGCUACAGAGAUGGGGAGGAGGGAGCCCUGAUUUGACUUUCCAUGAGAGAGAACAGAAGAGUUGGUAAAGAAAAGAGUGGCUUGGUUCCAUGCACUGUAAAGAUGGGAACACUGCUCGAACCAGCACUGCUGCUGCUGCUGCUUUUAUGGCAGAGUGUUUGGGCUUUCGACAUCCCUCUGGAAAUCAGGCAGCCCCCAACCAUCAUAAAGCAGUCAAUGAAGGAGCAUAUUGUUGACCCCAAAGACACCAUGGUCAUAGAAUGUGAAGCCAAAGGAAACCCUCAUCCCAUUUUCUCAUGGAGACGUAAUGGGAAGUAUUUCAAUGUGGCACGUGACGCUCAAGCAUCAAUGCGCAGGCGCUCAGGGACGCUGGACAUCUAUGCCUGGAACAAUCCAGAACAAUAUGAGGCAGAGUAUCAGUGCAUUGCAUCCAAUGAGUAUGGAUCUGCAUACUCCCACAAGAUCAGACUACGACUAUACAGAGCUCCUGUAUGGCCGAGGGAGGUUCUGGAGCCUGUGGUGGUCAGCGCUGGCUUGCCUCUGGUCCUGUCCUGUGACCCGCCACCAGGCCCGCCAAAACCUGAAAUCUACUGGAUGUCCAGCUGCUCGUAUGCGAGACCUUUCAACUGGCCCAUUCAGACAGCUUUCCCCACCAUGCAGCCUGUGCGGCAGGACCGCAGGCUAUCCAUGGGAGUAAACGGAGAUCUGUACUUCUCUAACGUCCUGUUCAACGAUUCUGCUGCUGAUUACUGUUGUAAUGCCCGCUUCCCCUACAAGAAUGUCAUCCAGCAGAAGAUGCCCGUGGUUGUUAAAGUGCUUACAACUCGUACAGUGUCCGAGGCUGCCCCCACCUGGCUGUCUCCCACAGGCUUGUCCAGCUCCAUUCUUGUCCUGCAAGGGGAAGAACUGCUCCUGGAGUGUAUCGCUGCAGGAGUGCCAACUCCUCACAUAAUGUGGACCAAGGAUGGUGACGACCUGGUGUUGACGCCACGCAUGAAAAUGAAGAACUUCAACAAGAUGAUUCAAAUCCCAAAGGCAUCUUUUGAUGAUGUGGGUGAAUACACUUGCACUGCUACCAACAAGAUUGGAUACAUUGAGCACACAAUAACCGUCAGGGUCAAAGCGGCUCCUUUUUGGCUGGAGAAACCCACUGAUCUGGUCUUGGCCCCGGAGGAAAAUGGACGCCUGGUGUGUCGUUCUGAUGGGGCUCCUCGUCCCACUAUCAGCUGGUUCAUCAAUGGGGAACCAAUUGAAACUGCAACACCGCAGCCUAACAGACAGGUGGCAGGAGACACACUGACUCUACGCAGUGUGACUGCUGAAAACACUGCUGUCUACCAGUGCAAUGCUUCAAAUCAAUAUGGGUACUUAAUGGCCAAUGCUUUUGUCAACGUGCUACAUGCAACGCCACGUAUUUUUGGGCCUAGAAAUGAACUCAUCAAGGUGAUAGAGGGCAGUCGUUGCCUCUUAGACUGUCGCUACUUUGGUUCCCCAGUGCCUGAAUUGCGAUGGUCCAAAUAUGGACAGGGAAAUCUGGAAGGAAAUCGUUUUAAGACCCACAGUAACGGGACCCUGGAGAUCAAACAAAUACGGAUAGAUGACCAGGGAACCUACCUGUGUAUUGUCAGCAACAUUGCAGGAAGAGAAGAAAGUCAAGUCAGAGUAGAGGUUAAAGAGCCCACUUUAAUUGUCACAAGACCACAGAGUAUGAAAGUCAUCCGUGGGAGUGAUGUGCGCUUUGAGUGUGGUGUAAAAGCAGAUGUCACUACUCCUGUCACAACCACCUGGAUGAAAGACAAAAAAUACGUCACUUUUGGCUGGAGAAUCUCUCUGGAUGAAUCAAAUCUGGUUAUCACUAAUGUAAACAGAGGCGAUGAGGGCAAUUAUACCUGUGUUAUCAAGAGUGAACUGGACCAGAAAUCUGCCUCAGCACGCCUAAUGGUGAUGGAUCGUCCAGAUCCUCCCACUAAGUUGGAGUUGUCAGAUCCAUAUGAACGCAGUGUAAGACUCAGUUGGGUCCCUGGAGACAGCAACCACAAUCCUAUAACAGAGUACAUAGUGCAGUAUGAUGAUGAUGACUGGUUGCCUGGGAAGUGGCGAAACCUCUCAAGCUACCCAGGGGACCUCAACUCUGUCAUUCUGCACCUUACACCCUUCACCUACUACGAGUUUCGGGUUAUCGCUGUCAAUGCAAUCGGAAUGAGUCGCCCUAGUCGCCCAUCUACGCGCUUCCAGAGCAGCGGUGCACCCCCAGAUGUCAUCCCAAAGAACGUAAAGGGUGUGGGUACAUGGAGGAAUAACAUGGAGAUCAGCUGGGAGCCUCUGACCUACAGAGAGUGGAAUGGGCCCCACCUGAAGUAUCUGGUGUGGUGGAGAAGGAGAGAAUCUAGAGAGGAGUGGAAGAAUGCAACCACUAAAUGGGCGAGAUACUACAUCUACGAUGCAGAUACCUUUACUCCAUAUGACAUCAAAGUCCAGGCUGUCAACGACUUUGGGCUGGGUCCAGAGUCUCCUGUUAUCAUUGGUUACUCUGGGGAAGACCGUCCCUUAACUGCGCCCCUGAACCUGAGAGUGUCCGAUAUCGAGAGCACCCAGGUGACUUUGCACUGGGACUCAGUUACACGUGGCUCUAUGAUGGGAGCACUGAAAGAAUACAAGGCCUACUACUGGAGGGACAGCAGCCAGCUCAGGUGGCUGAGGGUCAACAGAGGGAUGAAGUCAAAAUCCUUUCCAGACAAUGAUCCAGAACCCUCUGGGGUCCUCACUGGACUCAUCCCCUAUAGCAACUACAAGAUGUAUAUAGUGGUGGCAAACAAUCGAUAUGAAGGGCCGCCCAGUAAUAAUAUACACUUCUCAACGCCUGAAGGAGUACCAUCUGCUCCAAGAUCCUUCAGGAUCCAACAGCGACAUCUGGACAGUAUUUAUGUCGACUGGGACCUGCCAGCAGAACCCAACGGUAUCAUUACUGGAUAUUCCCUCAAGUACCAAACAGUGAAUGCCACCAGGGGUGAAGAGCUGCGGGUAGAAGAGUUCACUCCAAAUAUAACAAGUUUCUCACUCCGGCGAUACGACCGCUACACUCGAUACAGAUUCUACGUGGCGGCAAGAACUCGGAUCGGGAUAGGGGAAUGGCAUACGGAGGAGUCACCCCACUACACCACUGAAACGUAUGCUCAGGACCAGGUGGACAUCUCCACUCAGGGCUGGUUCAUCGGGAUUAUGUGUGCUGUGGCUCUCAUCGUGCUCAUCCUACUCAUAGUCUGCUUCAUCAAAAGGAGCCGAGGGGGAAAGUACCCAGUUCGGGAAAAAAAAGACAUUUCAUUGGAGCCAGUGGAUGACAAAGAUCAGGAGGGAACAUUUGACUACAGGUCUCUUGAAAGGAUAGCACGUGUCUCCACUCUGCCUUACCCCCGGCGAGAGGAGGAAAGAGGGCUUCAAAGAGGUCAGCCGUCUAUGGAGGCAAUGAUAAAGCGAUCAGACAGCGACGACAGUCUGGUGGACUAUGGUGAAGGAGGCGAGAUACCGUUCAACGAGGACGGCUCAUUCAUUGGCCAGUACACAGGAACCAGGAGAGAUGUCAGGGACUUGGACUUUGGUGGAAGUCUGGAGCUGCACUCUCCAAUGAAUACCAUCUACUCCCUGGCGUAAAAAUCAAAAGUCAAACUGACUUCUUAUUUAUUAUGUGACUCUGCCGUGCUUGUAUCCUCCAUCUUGAAAUAAAAACACAUGGUGCUUGUGGUUUGUCUGCAGGAGGGAACAGUGGGAGCCUGGGGUGCUGUUAACCCCUAUGUCCUUGCAGACAAAGCAACAUGCAUGCAUUUAAAGAAGAACAUGGUGGAAGAGUUGGGACAAUGCUAGAGCUGAGAAUCCUAAGCAAUGCUGCAUGAUUGUGUGCAUGCAUGUGCAUGAGUACAUGUUCAGUUAUCCUGCCAAUGCAGAGACACAGACUGUGGAGGAGACAGAAGUGGAUCAGUUUAUCAUGUUGAUAAAAGCAAGGACCAACUUAACUACUCUUAUUAUAUAUUUUUCUUUCAGCUAAUUUCAAUAAUGAGAGUUAUUAUUUUUGUGUGUUGGCUGUUUGAAAUAAUGGCAGCAUACCAUACUUUAUGAUCAAGGGAGGUACAAUAUACUCUCUGAACUUGCAUACUUUUUGUUUUAUACGCUAGUGUUCAUGGUGCAAUGUGAGAGUAUACAAGUCUUGUUGGAUAGGUGAAGGAUAAUAAAAUAUCUCCAGGGACUAAUGGUUCAUCUGCACGGUUCAGUUAGAGAAUUAUGCUCUGCUGGGAUGCAAGGUCACACCAUUUGGGGAAUCAUCAAGCAGUCAUCAACCAGCUCUAAAAUCAGAAGUCGCUCAUGUUUCUCUAUGAACUUGCCUUAACUGUCUCCCCAUGUCACUCACUAUAGAAAUGGAUAGAAAUCAUUAAUCUUAAUCUAACUGUUUUAGUUUAUUUGACCCCUAACAUCAUCUGUGUUUUAUCACAGUUAUGUCUAAAUGUAAAUAAAGUGGAAAUAUGUA